GCACCUGUGAGAUCCACACAUGUGCCAAGGGAUCCAGCUAAUUAAGCAGAGGGAGAAGUCACUCUCUUUGUCUGUCUUCGGUGGUCAUGCUUGAGAGGGCUGCAUAGAGAACUCUGUUUUUGCAACAAUGGGGUCCAGGCAGUUUAUUGUGUUUGGCUUUGUGCUUGCGUGUGUCGGGCUUAGUGACGCUCGAUUCCUCAGUAUGAGCGAGCCAACCUACUGGGAAGUCGAGGUGGAAGUCUCGCCAGAAGCAGAACCUGAGAGAGAGCACUCCAGGAAGUCUAGUCAACGAUCUCGCAUCUUCCAUGCAAAGCACAUUCUGCCAGCACUCAAACCACACUCCUGGAAGUUUCCAGAAGAUCCUGUGGAUUUGGUGAAAAAGCACCCUGUCAAGUUUGAACUGCGGCAGCCGGUGACCACGAACCGCGUUGCUGUGAGGUGUUGGCAAAGUAAGAUCCAAGUUGAAGUGAGCCAGGACCUGCUGGGCCUCGGCAAGCUGAUAAAGCCGGAGGACCUCACGCUUGGUGACUGUUCAGCCACUGAAGUUGACACCUUGUCUCAUGUGCUGGUCUUUGAAAGUGAGCUGCAUACCUGUGGUAGCAGACUAGUGAUAACAGAGAAUGUCUUCAUUUACGCUUUUACACUGGUCUACAAACCCAAAGUGUUUGGCGGAAUUCCCAUCAUAAGGAGUCAGAGCGCUGUCAUUGGAGUGGAGUGCCACUACCCGAACAAAAUUAUAAACUAGCUCCUGCAAAGACCCACUUGAAUUCACUGUG
Molecule: messenger RNA, 776 nt
Organism: Etheostoma spectabile (orangethroat darter)
Lineage: Eukaryota; Metazoa; Chordata; Actinopteri; Perciformes; Percidae
Product: zona pellucida sperm-binding protein 3
Exons: 2
Coding region: 128-745 (205 amino acids)
Biological process (GO): positive regulation of acrosome reaction; egg coat formation; binding of sperm to zona pellucida
Cellular component (GO): extracellular matrix
Molecular function (GO): acrosin binding
Source: RefSeq, a predicted model, not a curated record